UCCCGCUUUUUGAUGCUGUCCUCACGGAGGUCUGAGCCAAUAACGGACUUAUUGGUCGGCUGAACCAUGCAGAGGCUGCUGCUCCUGAGUUUGGUGUUGAGUUUUCAAACUGUGUGGACAGCGAGGUUCUCUCAGGAGCCAGCAGACCAGUCGGUGGUGCGGGGCCAGAGGGUGAUCCUGUCCUGUGUUGUCUUCAACUACUCGGGCAUUGUUCAGUGGACCAAAGAUGGCCUGGCUCUGGGCAUCGGAGAAGACCUGCAGGCCUGGCCCAGGUACCGUGUGUUGCGUGUGCAGGAAUUGGGGCAAUACAACCUGGAGAUCCUGUCAGCUGAUCUGUCUGAUGACUCCCUGUACGAGUGUCAGGCCCCCGACGCCGCGCUGAGGUCCAGGAGGGCCAAACUCACCGUCCUCAUCCCCCCAGAUGACCCGGUGAUUGAUGGGGGUCCGGAGGUGCUGCUGAAUGCGGGGGAGUCCUACAACCUCAGCUGCGUGUCUCGCGGGGCCAAACCGCCGUCUAUGAUCGAGUGGCUUAAAGAUGGUCUGCCUGUGGAUGGGGCUGCCAGCACCACUGAGGUGCUUCCAGACAGGAAGAGGGUGACCACACGCAGCUACCUGCCCAUCCAGCCCGUGGACACCGACACUGGGAGGAACUACAGCUGUGUGGCCACCAACCUGGCUAUUCCCACCGGCAAAAGCACAACUGUCACCCUCAACGUCCACCAUCAACCGACAGUUACCUUGUCCAUUGAGCCUCGCUCUGUCCUGGAGGGGGAAAGAGUCACCUUCACCUGCCAGGCUCACGCCAACCCUCCUAUUAUGGGCUACAGGUGGGCCAAGGGUGGCGUGGUGCUGCAGGGUGCCAGGGAGAGUGUGUUCACCACCAAGGCGGACCACUCCUUCUUCACCGAGCCCGUCUCAUGUCUGGUUUUCAACGCUGUGGGGAAGACCAACGUCAGCAUCCUGGUUGACGUGCACUUCGGUCCGAUCCUGUUGGUGGAGCCGCAGCCAAAAACAGUGGAUGUCGACUCUGAUGUCACCCUCAACUGCAAAUGGGCUGGAAACCCUCCGCUCACGCUCACCUGGUUCAAAAAGGGGUCAAACAUGGUUCUGAGUAACAGCAACCAGCUGUAUCUGAAGUCGGUGAGCCAGGCGGACGCCGGCCAGUAUGUAUGCAAGGCCAUCGUCCCACGGAUUGGAGUAGGAGAGACUGAGGUCACGCUCACAGUCAACGGUCCUCCCAUCAUCUCCAGUGAUCCAGUCCAGUAUGCAGUAAGAGGGGAGAGAGGAGAGGUGAAGUGCUACAUAGCCAGUACACCUCCUCCAGAUAAGAUUGUGUGGGCGUGGAAGGAGAACGUGUGGGAGAAGGAGAAGGGGACGCUUCUGGAGAGGUACACGGUGGAGCAGAGCAAAUCGUCAGCCGAGGGCGGCGGCGUCCUCUCUACCCUCACCAUCAACAACGUGAUGGAGUCCGACUUCCUGUCCACCUACAACUGCACGGCCUGGAACUCAUUCGGCCCCGGCACCAUGAUCAUCACGCUGGAGGAGACGGAGGAGGUCCCGGUGGGAAUAAUCGCUGGCGGUACAGUGGGCUCCACCAUCCUCUUGUUCAUCUUCCUGCUCGUCCUCGUUCUCAUCUUCUACCGGCAGCGCAAAGGCAGUCGGCGCGGGGUCACGCUGGGUAAGCCCGACAUCAAGGUGGAGACCAUAAACAAGGAGACCCACAGCUUAGAGGAGGACUCCGGCAGCGUGUCCACGGCUUCGCGCAUGGUCAAGGCCAUGUACUCGCCCUUUAAGGAUGACAUAGAGCUCAAGUCUGACCUCCGCAGCGACACCCUGGACACCCGCCAGGAGUACGACCUAAAGGACCCCACUAAUGGCUACUACAACGUGCGAGCUUCAACCCACGAUGAAGGCCGCCCUGCUUCCCGCUCCACCAUGCACUACUCCGACUACCGCUCCCCUACAGGAACACCAGGGGGAGCUGCAUCUAUUAGCAGCAGUGCCGCCGGCUCGGGAGCCACGGCCAGCGGAGGAGCCCCCGGUCCCCCCGGUCCCCUUACCUCUCCUGGCCGCCCCCAGGCCUGCUACGACCCCCGACCCCCAUCCAGACUGUCCCACAUCAGCUACGCCCAGUUCAACACCUUCACCCGUGGGGGCCAGAGCCAGCAGCCCCCUGCCAACCCCGCCCCCGCAGCCAGCGACUUCCCGGGGGACUGCAGCCUCCUGGACUCCACUUCUCAGCUGGCCUACGACAACUACGGAUACCCCUCGCAUUACCAGACCUACCGCAUGGGUUUCGCCCCAUCCAGCCUGGCGCCGCUGGAGGCUGGCCCAUCCUACGAGAUGUACAGUGUAGGAUCUGGGGUGGGGGGCCCCGGGGUUGGGGUCGGUCCUGGGGGCCCAGCUCCCUCGGGAUCAGAGACUGGACUCGGGAAGUACGGCAGCUCCACUCGCUUCUCCUACACCUCGCAACACUCUGACUACUCCCACAGCCGACACACACAGAGGAUGCAGACUCACGUGUGAGAGACGGAGACGCAGAACCACCUCACAGUCUUAGCUGAGCAUGAGGAAGCAUCUUAUAAAUAGCGUCACAUCUAAAAAACACACACAAUCACAGAUUUACACGCACACAUUAACACACCCUACUGAACACAAACACGACUGCAGAACACGAAAAGAAAAAACAUCGCACACACCCAUGCACAGAGUCAGAAGACCAUGCCCAUGAGACAGGGAGGGUAUGAGAAACACAGAGAGACAGAAAGAGACGAGUGGAGAAAAAGAAGUUUUAGCGAGACAGGGAAGGGAAAUUCCACACAAUUUUGAAUUCCCUCACUCCCGACGUGUUUGUAUAUCUGAGCUCUGAAAGAGCGGACGGCGCAAGUCACAAUCAAGACUGGGAAAGAAGAACAAGAACCAGAGAGAGGAGGAGAGAUCACAGAUCUUUGGAGCCCAUAGCCUUUGCUAUGAACUGACUUUGUAAAUGAUGAGGGUUGAACGUCUUAAGGCAAACUGACUGACUGUCAAAUAUGGUACACACUGAUCGGGAAAAACCUCAACCAGUGGAAGUCAUUUC
This is a messenger RNA of Seriola dumerili (greater amberjack), 3079 nucleotides long. RefSeq names its product kin of IRRE-like protein 1 (gene kirrel1a). Bases 67 to 2526 code for a protein of 819 amino acids. NCBI's taxonomy places the organism in Eukaryota, Metazoa, Chordata, Actinopteri, Carangiformes, Carangidae. The transcript has 15 exons. The record is from RefSeq and is a predicted model, not a curated record. Gene Ontology annotation, biological process: cell-cell adhesion. Gene Ontology annotation, molecular function: cell adhesion molecule binding. Gene Ontology annotation, cellular component: cell-cell junction.